Messenger RNA from Andrographis paniculata, 673 nucleotides. Its product is annotated as homeobox-leucine zipper protein ATHB-40-like. Gene Ontology annotation, cellular component: nucleus. The transcript is spliced from 4 exons. The record is from RefSeq and is a predicted model, not a curated record. Gene Ontology annotation, biological process: positive regulation of DNA-templated transcription. The coding region runs from base 35 to 673 and encodes 212 amino acids. Gene Ontology annotation, molecular function: DNA-binding transcription factor activity, RNA polymerase II-specific; sequence-specific DNA binding. NCBI's taxonomy places the organism in Eukaryota, Viridiplantae, Streptophyta, Magnoliopsida, Lamiales, Acanthaceae.
AAGAAAGAAAGAAAAAGAAUCCCCGGUAAACAAUAUGAACCCAGAAGUUGACGAUCCAACGGUCCUCAUUUCAGGAUGUGUAGGUGGCGCAUCAUCAAAACGACGUCGUAGGGUUCGGCGGAAGGGCAAGAGCGGAGAAACCGGGGAGAGGAACAGGAAGAGGAAGCUGAGCUGGCAGCAGAUAAGCAUGCUGGAGGAGAGCUUCCGGAGCGACCAGAAGCUGGAGACCCGGCGUAAGGACCUCCUGGCAGCUGAGCUGGGCCUGGACCCCCGCCAGGUGGCCGUCUGGUUCCAGAACCGUCGGGCGCGCUGGAGGACCUCUAAAAUGGCACAGGACUACUCCCAUCUCCGCUCCGAGCACCACCACCUCCUCCUUCACAAUCGCAUUCUCGACGCUCAGGUGACUGAGCUGAAGGAACAAGUGCAGAAAGGUGAGAAAGAAAUAAAGAGGCUUUCGGAUCAUGGGUUGACUAGCAAUAGUCAAAUUAGUUCAUCAUCGAUCUUAAUGGAAGCAUCUUGUUGGAUCCUGAAAUUCGGAGGUUCCAAGAACGUUCGUCGAUUUGUCGGUGUGGGUUCCGGAAGUACUCCAAAGAGCCUGUCCGUCGUCGGAUUGGAGGCGGCUCCUACGAUGGAGCCUGCACAGCUUCGAUCGUCCACAAGGCUUCGAGCCUAA